AUGCUACUUCACCUGUACCUCUUCCUAGGGGUCACUGCAUCUCUCACAUUGUUGUUGGCACGUCCGAUUUCGGUCUCCAACGACGUGCAUGGCAUUGACGCUGUCACUCGGCAUGGAACAGAUUUUUCUGACUUCAACCCUGGCUUCACCGUGCGGGCCCUAACUCUUCUGGAUUCCCACAAACAUGCAAAUGCGGUAUUGCAUGCUCAGCAAUCCAAGAAGGCGCUUCAUAGGGAAAAGAAAGCUGCCAAAAAUAAGAAGGCUACCUGUGGGAAGACAACUGAACAUGAAAAACAGAAAGCCAUCUCUAGCGCACAGAAGGCCGCCAAAGAAGCCUGCAAGGAGCGAUGGGAAAAGAAGCCCAAGACGACGCCAAAAGGGACAAAACCGAAGACGCCAAAGGUAAAGUUGACAGCAGAAGAAAAACAGCAAGUCAAGGAUGUCUUGCAUACCUCAGUGUCCCAUAUGAGGAAUACUGUGGGAAUCCUGGCAACUGGCCAAUAUCGAGUCAAAUCGACACCAGAUGCCGAAAAAUACAUGGGCAAAAGCAUUCAAACUGCUGUUAUGAACUCAUACAUCAAUGAUCUUAGCUCUGCUGGUCUAGGUAACGCUGUGAGCAAGCAUCCCAAGCUCUUUCAAAACAGGCCUUAUGAUGGCAGCCAUCCAGAUGGAAGAAUCCGUAACCAGCAUCCUAUUCCAGGUAAUCUGCCAAACCUGAAGGAAUACCCUCUCAAGAAAAUUGGAUGGACUGGUACCGGCAAUGUGGGCCCUGUGCGGGUUAUUACAUUGUCGCAUGGUGGAACGGAUAUGUUCCAUGCUGUGAUUGGACACAAUAUUUCGAGAGGUGGCAAUGAGAAUGACCAUUACUGUGCUUCAAGGGUAGCUAGGGAGGCUGAUGAGCUUGAUUAG
Cyclocybe aegerita is the source of this 909-nucleotide messenger RNA. NCBI's taxonomy places the organism in Eukaryota, Fungi, Basidiomycota, Agaricomycetes, Agaricales, Hemipholiotaceae. The record is from the annotation of a GenBank genome assembly.